Drosophila subobscura is the source of this 1632-nucleotide messenger RNA. It is a transcript of the gene Drip, whose product is annotated as aquaporin. Gene Ontology annotation, cellular component: plasma membrane. NCBI's taxonomy places the organism in Eukaryota, Metazoa, Arthropoda, Insecta, Diptera, Drosophilidae. The transcript has 4 exons. The coding region runs from base 666 to 1403 and encodes 245 amino acids. Gene Ontology annotation, molecular function: water channel activity. Gene Ontology annotation, biological process: transmembrane transport. The record is from RefSeq and is a predicted model, not a curated record.
UUUAUUUGCGCUCGAACAGUGAACGUGGUAGCACAGACAGCUCAGAGACGGCGAAGAAAAGCGAAAAGCGAAUAUAACAACAGCAUAGUGGUUCCGUGGUUCGUGUCCAGGCUGAACCCAAAAUAGAAAUUCGAAAAGGAAACUUUGGAGCGGUUUAAUUUAAACUAAUUUAAUUGAAAAUACCUCGCCGUAAAAUCGAGUUAUUGUUCGACGCGCUUUCCCAUUUCGGUACGCCGGAGAAGAAAUAAUUGGUAAUUGCCAUUGAGAGACGAGUACAGUCCAAGCCAGUGCGAGGAAGGAAAAAUAUUCGUUCGAGUGAAAUUGAAAUUGAUUUGACAAAACUUCAUCGGUUGCGGCAUUUCCCCCCUGCCCCCUACUAUACAAGCCCGACAAUUGUGCAACCUCAAGACUCUUAACCUUAACAAUUACCAUUUGGCCACAAAAGCUAUUGGCACAAUUCAGUUUGAUUCAAGUGCCCCUUUUACUUUUUCUCUGACGAAAACCAAAAAUCCAACAAAUCAAAAAACUCUGUUCGAAAACGAAAGCAAAACAAAAGUUUGAUUGAAGCGCCAACCAACCACCAACCACAAACUUCCCCCCACCCACACGCCUUGCUAAACUCGAGUGGCAGCCCGCCUCCCAAUCGGUCCACAGAAGACAACGAAAUGGUUGAGAAAACAGAAAUGUCGAAAUUCGUUGGCGUCGCUGACAUAACCGAAAACAAGAAAAUCUGGCGCAUGCUGCUCGGUGAGCUGGUGGGCACAUUUUUCUUGGUAUUCGUCGGCGUUGGCAGCACAACGAGCGGAAGUGUACCACAGAUUGCAUUCACCUUUGGCUUGACAGUGGCCACACUGGCCCAGGGCUUGGGCCACCUCAGUGGCUGUCACAUCAAUCCGGCGGUGACCUUGGGCUUCCUGAUUGUCGGCGAGAUCAGCAUCCUGAAGGCUGCCUUCUACAUCAUUGUCCAGUGCGUGGGCGCCAUUGCGGGCGCUGCUGUCAUUCGGGUGGCCCUCAGAGGCAUCGUGGGCAGCGGCCUGGGCGUCUCCUCGUUCGAUCCGGCCCUGGAUGUGGGCCAGGCAGUGCUCAUUGAGGCUCUGAUCACCUUUAUUCUGGUGUUUGUGGUCAAGGCUGUGUCGGAUCCGGGGCGCCAGGACAUCAAGGGCUCGGCGCCGCUGGCCGUGGGCCUGUCGAUUGCCGCCGGACAUUUGUGCGCGAUCAAGUUGAGCGGCGCCAGCAUGAAUCCGGCCCGCUCCUUUGGCCCAGCCGUUGUGCAGGGCAUGUGGACCGAUCACUGGGUCUAUUGGGUGGGCCCCAUUGCCGGCGGCCUGCUGGCGGGCGUCCUCUACCGGCUCAUCUUCAAGGUGCGCAAGGGCGACGAUGAGGCCAACUCGUAUGACUUCUAAGACCAGAGGCCGGAACAUCCCCAUUUCAAAUAUUGUUGUAAAUGUUUUGCACCCGCUUAGAGCUAACAGUUUCCGCCCCAGUUUGCCUGCUUUACCAAUUUGCAAUCCAUUUCUCAUUCAUCCCCCAACGAACGCAUCGAAUUCGAUUCACAAAAUUCUCCUAGAUUAGGCUCCGCCCCCAUCACCCCUACCCACAAUUGUGCAAUUUUAUUUGUUAAAAAAAUGAAAA